AUGCAGGCCGGGCCGCCGGGCGGGGUGCCGCUGCCCGACGACCAGCUUGAGGUGUUUCCUGAGCCAGGGUUUGUCAUCAAGACCGCCAACGAGCAGGGCCAGAAGGUGUUCAUCAACUUGUGCGGCACCAACAAGCUGCCGCUGCCUCCCGGCUGGGUGAAGGGGCAGGUGCCCGCCGAGGUCAAGCGCCACCUGGAGGUGGGGCGGGGCGGCGAGGCGCCGCCGUGCAUGCGCUUCCCGCUCAGCAUGGGGCUGCCUCGGCUGGACACAGACCACCGCGGGGAGGUCUGCAUGGUGCUGGAUUGCAUCAUCAGCUCAGAGGUGCUGGCACAGGCCUCCCAGUACCGCCCCCUCAAGUUCUUCAUCAUCCAGCUGGCGCUGGGCACUGCGGCGCAGAUGACAGGGCAGGAGCUGAAUCCGCAGUACAAGCUGCCCAAGAUGCGGUACAAGGGCGAUGCGCCGCCGCCGCAGCGCAUCCGGCUGGAGGGCGACGCCGCCGCUCGGCAGCAGCAACAGCAGCGCCCAGGCAGCGCAGGUGGCCCUGGCAAGCGCCUGAUUGCAGAGGUGCCAGCCGAGGGCGAGGAGCCCUCCUUUGCGCUGCUGGCCAGCAAGCGGCAGCAGCGGCAGCGGCGCCCGGAGCAGGCGGCGGUGGCAGCUACCAACCCGAUAGCGCAGGCGACAGAGCCAGCUGUGCCCCAGGGCGGCAUCGCUGAUGGCCCAGAGCAGCAGGUGGCGCAGCCAGCAGCCAGACCAGCCCAGCAGCAGCAGGGCCCACCGGAGCAGCUGCACCCGCUGAUUGAGUACCGAGGCAAGCCGGCCACGUGUGUGGCCAUCACGGUGCCGCUGCCGGCAGCUGCAGCAGCUGCAGCGCAGCGUGACCCUGGGGCCAUUGGCGCGUCAGUAUGCGCCGAGGUGGUCCGAGUGCAGGCGCCCGGCUGCCAGCCGCUGGAAGUGCAGCUGCCGUUUGCCGUCAGUGCCGCGGGGGCCACCGCUGAGGUGACCCUGGCAGCAGCGCCAGCAGGCAAGGACAAGGCAGGGAGCAGCUUGGUGCUCACGCUUCCCUACCGCCCCUUCAGCAGCGUACUGGAUGAGCUGCGCCAAGCAGCAAGCGCGGCAGAUGGGGCGAUGCAGCACAGCAGCCCCGGCAGCAACAGCCUGUCGCAGCUGGACUGA
Messenger RNA from Chlorella variabilis, 1173 nucleotides. RefSeq lists its product as hypothetical. The record is from RefSeq and is a predicted model, not a curated record. The coding region runs from base 1 to 1173 and encodes 390 amino acids. Gene Ontology annotation, cellular component: cytoplasm. The transcript has 5 exons. Lineage: Eukaryota; Viridiplantae; Chlorophyta; Trebouxiophyceae; Chlorellales; Chlorellaceae.